AUGGGGAAGGGGCAAGGUGGAUUGAAAAUGAACAGGGAAUCUCAUCUGAUAAGGAAAUCAUCAUCUUCAUCCCUGAGCAAGGCACAACAGCAGAGGCCACCGGUGAUAAUCUACACGCAUCCUCCCAAGGUGAUUCAUACGCACGCCAGAAACUUCAUGGAACUCGUUCAGAAGCUCACCGGACUCUAUCGCACCGACCCCGAGGACAACGGCGGAGGCGAAGAGGUCUUAAAACCGCCUACGCCGCCGCGAAAGGAGGAGCCGAAGGCGAACGAAGCGGCGUCGCCGGAGGAGGUGGAGAGUAGCUGCUACAACUGCGUGGAUUACGCCAAGAAUUAUGCGGUAUUUGAAUCCGAUUUCUUGUGUUCUAAUAAUAAGCCCUUGCUCACCUUUGCGGAUCCCUCCUUCUUCUUCUCUGGAUGA
Molecule: messenger RNA, 423 nt
Organism: Glycine soja
Lineage: Eukaryota; Viridiplantae; Streptophyta; Magnoliopsida; Fabales; Fabaceae
Product: VQ motif-containing protein 20-like
Exons: 1
Coding region: 1-423 (140 amino acids)
Cellular component (GO): nucleus
Source: RefSeq, a predicted model, not a curated record